Asterias rubens (European starfish) is the source of this 858-nucleotide messenger RNA. Its product is annotated as interleukin 17-like protein. The transcript is spliced from 2 exons. The record is from RefSeq and is a predicted model, not a curated record. The coding region runs from base 161 to 673 and encodes 170 amino acids. Gene Ontology annotation, cellular component: extracellular region. Gene Ontology annotation, molecular function: cytokine activity. Lineage: Eukaryota; Metazoa; Echinodermata; Asteroidea; Forcipulatida; Asteriidae.
GGGCAUUAGCUGCGCUGAUGACAGCGGUCUCGCUGUAUACCGAACAGUGAUCCUUCAGACAACUGAAGAGUGUGGGUGUUGUUUUUGAUGAUUGUCUUUGUUUGACAGAGUUCACCAUUUUUUGAGAGGGCGUAGAACAGACAAUUCAGAGGAGAACAUAAUGGGGUCCAUUACCCAACAGAGUCUCUUAAUUGUGGUCGCCAUAUUGUGCAUCUCGACGACAAUGUCCAUGUACACAGUGGAAAGAUGCGUCAUCCCCGAUGAGAAGGAACUCUUGACCUUCCUUCUUGAGAACGGUGGGGUUGUCUUGGCUGCUCCUCCGACCGAUGAGGUCAUCGAUGCCACCCCGGACGACAACCACUGCCCCGUAGGCGAGACAAUCUCCAAUGACGCGCCGCUGGGCGAGAGAGCGUUGUGCCCGUGGAAGAUGGUUUCAACAUACGACGCAACGCGCUAUCCGUCGACUCUUCUCAAGGCCGUACCCAAAUGCGAAUCCUGCCUAAGUGCGGAUGGUCUAACGGUGCUGCCUAAUACGAGGUGCGAGGUGGUGUACUACCCGACUAAAGUUUUGCGCCAGAAGGGCUGCGAACAGGACGGUGUGAUGCAGUAUGGUGUUGAGCCUUUCCAAAUGGCUGUUGCAACUCAAUGCAUCUCAACGGGCUCCAGUCUAUAAGCUUGUUACAAGAGGCAACUCUUACAGGCAACUUGGAGGCAACCAACAGUUGUUGGCCCAAUCUCAUGGAGCUGCUUAAGCACAAAUUGUGCUUAAGUACAACAAUCCUUGCUUAUAUUAAUUUUGUUUUUUGCCCAUACACCGAUGAGUGUUAGCACUGUAUACUCAGUACUUUCCCGAGUCCU